UACAAAUUUUAAUAUACAAACUAGUUUAGUGUCAGUUACUGUCAAAUGGUAUAAAAAAGAUAGUGAUAUACUCUUUUAGAAAUUUAAAAUAUAAAUAGUUAUCAGCCCAUAAAAUAUUUGGUGUUAUUAAAAAAAUAUGGCAGGUGCAUUAGAUUUGAAAGAUAGAAGAUCAGUCGGGACCAAAAUAAAGAAAGUUUUACAGAAAAGACUCCAUUUUUUACAAUGGUUACCAAAGUAUUCAAAAAAAGAUAUAUUGGCGGACUUUGUAGCAGGUAUUACUGUAGGGAUGACUAUGAUUCCCCAAUCAGUAGCGUAUGCUGGCUUAGCAGGUUUAAAACCUCAAUAUGGUCUGUACACUGCAUUUAUUGGAUCAUUUACAUACAUUUUCUUUGGGUCAGUAAAGGAAGUUUCAAUUGGACCUACUAGUCUAAUGGCGAUACUUACGUUUUCUUACGUAAAGGAAAGCCCAAUAGAAUACGUUAUUCUUUUAACAUUCAUAGCUGGAUGCAUUGAACUUGCUAUGGGUUUAUUUAAAUUAGGAUUUCUAGUGGAUUUUUUGUCUCCAUGUCUUACUAGCGGUUUUACUUCGGCCACAUCCAUAAUCAUACUUGUUUCCCAGUUGAAAAAUUUUUUGGGACUGAAUAUUAAGAGCCAUGAGACACUUAGUACUAUAAUAGAAGUAAUACAACGAAUCUCUAGUUUAAAAAUAGCCGAUACCGUGUUAGGAGUUUUAUGUGUGGUAUUUUUACUUUCGUUUAAGCAAAUAACAAAAAUUCGAUGUAAAACAGAAGAAACAAAGAAACUGUUGUGGUUCUUAUCAAUUUCGAAAAAUGCUCUUGUAGUAUUAAUUUCUUCUAUUAUAUCAUUUAUUUGGUUUCAAUGGAAAGGACAAACUCCUUUUAAAUUAACAGGAGAUGUUCCUAGUGGUUUACCAGACUUCAGUUUUCCACCAACUACGGCUAAAGUGAAUAAUGAAACCGUCUCUUUAGUAGAUAUGGUUACUGGUCUUGGAUCAGGUAUAAUAGUGGUUCCCUUAGUUGCUGUAUUAGCUAAUGUAGCUAUAGCAAAGGCCUACAGUUUCGACACAGUCGUCGAUGCUUCCCAAGAGAUGAUAUCCUUGGGACUUGCCAAUAUUUUUGGAUCAUUUGUUAAGGCUAUGCCAAGUUGUGGCGCUUUCACAAGAUCGUCAGUGGCCAGUAGUAGUGGUGUAGUUACACCUUUGCAAGGAUUAUAUUCAGGCAGUGUCAUAAUAUUGGCCCUAAGUUUUUUGGCACCAUCCUUUUAUUAUAUUCCAAAGUCAACCUUAGCAGCUGUACUAAUUGUAGCGGCGAGUAGUUUAGUAGACUUCGAAAUAUUUGUUACAUUAUGGAGAUGUAAAAAAAUCGACUUUUUUAUGACCUUGUCAACGUUUGCUUUAGGAAUAUUAGUUAGCGUGGAAAUUAGUAUUGUUAUUGGUGCAGUUUUUAAUGCGUUGACUUUGUUAAAAAUUUGGACGAGACCUAGAAUCCUUAUCGAUAUUAGAACGAAUGAGCAAAAAUUAAAUUACAUCUACGUCAAACCGGAAGUUGGUUUAUUUUAUCCAGCUGCUGAUUAUUUAUCGGAAAUUAUCAAGAAAGCUCAUAAUAAAAGCCCAUACUUGCCGAUUGUUCUCGAUUGUUCAGGAAUAUUAGAAAUUGACUACUCAGCAGCAAAGAGUGUAGAACUGCUGGUUAAAACGUAUAGUAAGAAGCAAAUACAACUUAUAUUGUUCAAUUUAAACGACAAAGUUACAAAAACAUUAAGCACUAUAAUGGACACAAGCAAAUUACAAUUAUGUAGGGAUGUCGAUGUCAAUAAUGUAAAUAUUAAUAUACCUACAGUGGAUACCAUUGAAGAAAACCCUUUAAUAAAUGGUGACAGUGACAGAAGAUAUUCCGAGAAGAAAGAAGAUAUUCGGAAGGGUUCUUUAUGUGAUUUAGAAUAAUUUUUUAUAGAUAUUAUGUGUUAAUGUAUAAUUAUGGAUAUUUAUAAUAAAAUUAUAUUUACAAU
Messenger RNA from Sitophilus oryzae (rice weevil), 2028 nucleotides. RefSeq names its product sodium-independent sulfate anion transporter-like. Lineage: Eukaryota; Metazoa; Arthropoda; Insecta; Coleoptera; Curculionidae. The coding region runs from base 137 to 1963 and encodes 608 amino acids. Gene Ontology annotation, molecular function: secondary active sulfate transmembrane transporter activity. The transcript has 11 exons. Gene Ontology annotation, biological process: transmembrane transport. Gene Ontology annotation, cellular component: membrane. The record is from RefSeq and is a predicted model, not a curated record.